AUGACUCCAUUCUCCCACCUUAUCCGUUUUGAAUGCUUAGAAGGGAAUAUUCACUUUGCAGAUAUAGGCCCUAAUGCAGAUGGACCACCUCCUCAUGGAACACGUAUUGAUGCAUACGGGUCGCUCGACGAACUUGCAACUAAGACUGGGUCAAGAACUGUAACGAUUCGACGGUUUUUGGCGCCUGUUCCUCAUGAUGGUCUUCCUAUCUAUUGCGUCGGCCUGAAUUAUCGGACUCAUGCCACAGAAGCAGAGCUCACCAUUCCAUCGUACCCACCUCUCUGGACAAAACCUGCAGCGUCUCUUGCGCACCCGGACGAAGAUAUUCCCGUCAACAAUUUCUGCGCCAGGAGUUUUCUGGACUAUGAGGGCGAACUUGUUUUCGUAACAUCUCGUGAAUGCCGAGACGUCUCACCACAAGACGCGAAGGAAUACAUUCUGGGAUACACAGUUGGAAAUGAUUUGUCGUGCCGCCUCUUUCAACUGCCAAAGAACUCAGGUGGCCAAUUCUUCUAUGCCAAAGCGUUCGAUCAUUUUGCACCAAUUGGUCCUUCGCUGGUAAGUCCGGAGAUUUUUGGGCGACAAACGUUUCGUGUGGUUACGAAGGUGAAUGGCCAAGUCCGACAGAUGGCAGAUCUACAGAAUGACAUGGUUUUCUCGCCCGAGAGGAUUUUAAGUCACAUGAGUCAAGGCACUACAAUUCCAGCAGGUACGGCUGUAAUGACAGGUACUCCUGCAGGCGUGGGCGCUUUCAUGAAGCCAAAGACCUUCUUGCAACAUGGCGAUUUGGUUGAGGUGGAGAUGGAAAAGGUAGGCACACUAAAAAAUAAGAUCAACUUCGAGUGA
Truncatella angustata is the source of this 846-nucleotide messenger RNA. Its product is annotated as fumarylacetoacetate hydrolase. Lineage: Eukaryota; Fungi; Ascomycota; Sordariomycetes; Amphisphaeriales; Sporocadaceae. The transcript is spliced from 5 exons. The record is from RefSeq and is a predicted model, not a curated record. Gene Ontology annotation, molecular function: acetylpyruvate hydrolase activity. The coding region runs from base 1 to 846 and encodes 281 amino acids.